GGCAGCCCCUGGGGGUCCCCGGCAGCGGCCCCCCCGGCCCGGCCCGGCCCGGCCCGUGGGAUGCCCCGUGGGGGGGCGGGGACUCCCUGACCCCCGCGCUGCCCCCAGGAUGCUGCGGUCGCGCUGCCGCCUCCUCCUGGGACACCUGGACCGGGCGCAUCACCUGCUGCAGCUCAGCGCCCGCCUCGAGCAUGAGUGCGCGCAGGUGGCGCGGGGCCUCGAGGCAUGGCGGCAGCGGUGCGUGGAGCUGGAGCAGGACGGGCACCGGGCGCGGGAGCAGCUGGCCCGGGUGCAGGUGGAGCGCGCGACACUGGAGGUCAAGCUCAAGCACGCGCGCAACCAGGUGCAGGUGGAGAUGCGGCGUCGGCAGCGCGCCGAGGCCGAGCUGGAGAAGCAGGACAGGCAGCUCCAGCUGAUCUGCGGCUACCUGAUGCAGGAGCCCUCGGGCCCCAGCGGCACCGCCUCCAGCCUGGCCCUGGGGAGACGGCUGUCCGUGGUGGACGAGUCGGGUGCCUCGCUCCUGUCCCAUUCUGGCAUCAGCUACGACCCCACGGACGAUGACCUGGACCUGGAUGUGACAGUGGCGCAGCUGAAGCGGCGGUCCCAGGAGAGGCAGCGCUCCUCCCUGGCACCAGUGGUUGGCCCUGUGAUGCUGGCAAAGCACUCACGCCCGUUAGCGGAGACCACCAUGGAGAGCGAGCCCCAGGCGCUGCUUGCCGCUACAGUCAUCACCGAAGGCCCCAGAGCCGUUGGCGCCCUCCCGCCGGUGCCACGCCGCCGGUCCCGUCAGGCUGCCCGCCUCUCUGCGCUUGCAGCCGGGACCUUGGCACAGAGCAGCAAUGACUCCGACACCCGCCCCCCAGCCCCUGGUGACGGUGACAGUGGAGCCGGCAUGGGCACAGUCCAGGCACCUGAGCCCCCGUCCCCCCUGCGCGGCCCCCCCACUGCCCAGCACCUCUUCACCUCCAAAAAGGUGCUCUGCCCCGAGGCCUGUGGCGAGUGCGGUGCCCGCCUGCGCUUUGGGCGCGUGGGGCUGCGGUGCCGGCGCUGCUGCCUGCUGCUGCACAACGAGUGCCGCCCAUGCUACACUGCGCCCUGCACCCCCGGCCCCCGCACCUGCCCCCGCCAGGGCGUCCUGGCAGACUUCGCCCCCCUGACACCGCCCCGAGUGCCGGCACUGGUGGUGCAGUGCGUGCAUGAGGUGGAGAGCAGGGGCCUGGCGGAGACGGGGCUGUACCGGGUGCCGGGCGCAGAGUCGCUGGUGCGGGAGUGGCGCCAGAAGCUGCUGCGGGGCCGGGGGCCAGCGGGGCGAGUGCCCGACGUGCACGUGGCCUGCGGGGUGCUCAAGGACUUCCUGCGCGGGCUGCGCGAGCCGCUUGUCACCUUCCGCCUGCACCCCGCCUUCCUGCGGGCCGCUGACCUGCCGGACGCGGCUGCCCUGUGCCACGUGGUGAUGCAGCUGCCACCGGCUAACCGGGACACGCUGGCCUUCCUCGUGCUGCACCUGCUCAGAGUCGCCCGCAGCCCUGCCUGCAAGAUGGACCGGGCCAACCUGGCGCGUGUGUUCGGGCCCACGCUGGUGGGGUACGGCUCGGCCGACCCCCCGCCCCUCACCAUCCUGGAGGACACCCCACGCCAGUGCAAGGUGGUGGAUCGGCUCCUCUCGCUGCCGCCCGAGUUCUGGCAGCGCUUCAUGGUGGAGGAGCAGGAGGACGCGGCGCCCACGGCCCAUGGCAGUGAGCAGGCUCUCCUGCCCCCUGCCCUCAUCCGAGACCAGCUCUGCCCCGAUGAGUCCAGCCGGUGCCGGCUGCCUACCCCGCGCCCUGCGCCCCUGCACCAAGCUCCCGCGGGCAUCGCACCCCAAGAAGACCGGCCGCUUCUUCCCCUCCCCGCCCUAGGGGACAGACAUGUUCCCUCCUGCUGUGGGGGGGCAGCACUGGGGACCAGGCCCCUCUUGCUGCCCCCACUGCAGAGGGGCUCUGGCCCAGUGCCGCACCCCUGGCCAGGGCUUGUGCCCGUCCCUGGCAGCCCCCAGGCCCAGCGCUGGGGGCACAAGGCUGGAUUUUUCUCUUGCCCCCCGGAGUGAACCCACCGACCUGGGCCUCUCUCUGCACUGAGGAACAGCUUUUGUUUUGGGGGACAGGGCAGGACAGGAUGUGCCAGCCCAGAGCCCCCCGGGGUGGUAGGGGGUGCUGGGCUGGGGGCACUGGGCACUUGUCCCUUUUGGGCUGGUUUCUAUUAAAGGCUUGUAGCAGAA
Alligator mississippiensis (American alligator) is the source of this 2257-nucleotide messenger RNA. RefSeq names its product rac GTPase-activating protein 1. NCBI's taxonomy places the organism in Eukaryota, Metazoa, Chordata, Crocodylia, Alligatoridae. Bases 110 to 2086 code for a protein of 658 amino acids. The transcript is spliced from 16 exons. Gene Ontology annotation, biological process: signal transduction. The record is from RefSeq and is a predicted model, not a curated record.